Spodoptera frugiperda (fall armyworm) is the source of this 1586-nucleotide messenger RNA. RefSeq names its product cathepsin O. Lineage: Eukaryota; Metazoa; Arthropoda; Insecta; Lepidoptera; Noctuidae. The transcript is spliced from 6 exons. The record is from RefSeq and is a predicted model, not a curated record. Gene Ontology annotation, molecular function: cysteine-type endopeptidase activity. The coding region runs from base 107 to 1210 and encodes 367 amino acids. Gene Ontology annotation, cellular component: lysosome.
UAAUGUUAGUUACGACACAAUCCCUGUGUAUAAUACUUGUGUGUGUCCAUAUCUCGUAAACUGCCAAACAGUUUUUGAUACAAUUUUCAAUAGCUUGAUUGCAGAGAUGAAUAAUAACAUCAUAUUGUUAGUUGUAAUCUUAUUUUCUUCUUUAUUUAUUGUUUUCGAAUUAUGGGCUUUUAUGCAAACGUAUAAUAGUUUUAAAGUGAAUUUGAAAGAAGGGAUUGAAGUGCUAGACCUGAGACGGCUGAAAUUUCAGAAAUAUAUAAAGGAUUUCAAAAAAAAUUAUGAAGAUGACGAGUAUGAACGACGUUUCGAGAAUUUUAAGGCCUCACUAAAGGAAAUAGCGCAGUUAAACAAACUAGAAGGAAGAACAGUGUUCGGUUUGACGAAAUUCUCUGAUAUGUCGAAACAGGAGUUUGUUGAACAAAUGCUCUUAACGCCGACAGACAAACGCAUCGAUAUUGUCUCUGACUGCACUCAACAUGAACAUGGCCCAUUGCGCGAAGAUAGUGUACUGUUUAAUGAUCGAUACCAAAAUCAAGAGCCACCCGAGAAUUUUGAUUGGCGAAACACAAAAGAUGUGAUUAAAGAAGUAUUAAAUCAGAGGCGAUGUCGUGGUUGCUGGGCCUUCUCCAUAGUUGGUGUUAUAGAAUCCAUGUCAGUCAUACAAAAAGGUGAUAAGGAACACCUAAGCAUACAGGAGCUACUUGAUUGUUCAGAAUACAACGAAGGUUGUGAUGGAGGCAGCGUCAGUACAGCAAUGGAUUACAUAUAUACCAACCGUACGCCGUUUGUGCCUGAUGAACAGUAUCCACUCACGUUAGCCGCGGUUCGAGUCUGCAAGCUUCCUGCCAAUGCCACCGGCAGACGAGUUAAGGAAUACUUAUUUCAACGCAACGUGGAUGAACAUAUAAUAGUUAAGCGGGUGGCCUUUCACGGGCCCCUGGUAGUAGCCGUCGAUGCUACCAACUGGAUGAACUAUAUCGGAGGAGUUAUACAGCGGGCCUGUUGGUCUGGUAUCAGCAACCACGUAGUACAGUUAAUCGGUUACGUUGGAUAUGAGACUCGCAAUAAGUCAGUCAUCCCCCACUACAUAUUGAAGAACUCGUACGGUGAAGAUUUCGGUGAAAACGGCUACGUUAGAAUUUCCAUGUACAAUAAUACCUGCGGGAUCAAGGACGAAGUUACUAUGUUAUCUGUCUAUUAAAUGUAGCAUUAACCCCCUUAAUUACCCCCCCUUCCCAAUCUUCCCAAUCCCCAAUUCUCCAACAACCCUUAAAUUCCUAACCCCAAAAAGGCCGGCAAUGCACUUGUAACGCCUCUGGUGUUUCAAGCGUCCAUCUGCGGCGACGAUUGCUUACCUUCAGGUGCUUGCUUUGCUUACCGGCUUAUUCCAUAAAAAAAAACUUAACAUAACUCACCGAUCCCUAUUUAAAAUCUUUGAGUUGAGAUUGUGUAACUAACUAUACAAUGGGUUAAGAUCGGUUUUUUUUAAUGUUUGUGUUAAUAUUUGUAUGUACUCUUGUCUACUUAGAGGACAAAAUGUUUGAAUUAAAAAUGUAAUUAAAUAUAUGUUAUCUAUU